CAAGCGAGAAAGCACCCACGUUCAGAGCAUGAGGCAAACUAACUAUAACGAGCUCAAGAAAAAGAACAUAAAUGAGUUCAAUUUCAAAGCAGAAGAAUACACCCUCCAUCAACCAAGAGGAGGAAGCAUUUGCUCAUGCCUCUUAUUACACUCAAGUACCUCAUUACACGAUGUCUUGGUAGCUUCUGUGCAACUUGGCUUAUAUUUUGUUAGCAAUGCCAAAGGAGAUGGCAGAUCGAUCCACGCUUCAUUGUCUUAA
Dovyalis caffra is the source of this 259-nucleotide messenger RNA. Lineage: Eukaryota; Viridiplantae; Streptophyta; Magnoliopsida; Malpighiales; Salicaceae. The record is from the annotation of a GenBank genome assembly.